This is a messenger RNA of Trichobilharzia szidati, 2097 nucleotides long. The record is from the annotation of a GenBank genome assembly. NCBI's taxonomy places the organism in Eukaryota, Metazoa, Platyhelminthes, Trematoda, Strigeidida, Schistosomatidae.
AUGUGCAACAGUCGUGAAGCUAAACAAUGUAUUUUUUCUCAUGAAGAUUUGGAGAUUUUACGUGCAGCAGCUGUAGAACUUCAGAAAAGCAUGGAUUCUACUGAAUUAACUGAUAUGCUGAAACGAAGUUUUAUGCCACUAGGCGAUGAUAUUAUUCAUAAUGAUUCAUCUGUAACAGAAAAAUCGGUUGAUGUGCAAGUUUUCACACCUGAUGCAUUAUUAGCAAAACUCGGUUCAACAUUUUCAUGUCAUCAACCUUGCAACAGUCUUUUAAACUGUAAUUACCAUAAAUGUACAAACUACUGUCAUUCUGGAAAAUGUUCACCAUGUUUGUUAGAUCCGGAAUGGUGCUUAAAUUGUCCAUGUGGGAAAACGCCUCUUUCUAAAUUGGUAUCAUCCGGUUCUUUACAUGGAGAUAGAAAGUCAUGUACUGACCCUCUACCUACAUGUCCGAACAUAUGUGGACGGCGCCAGCUAGUGUGUGAUCACCCUUGCCCUGAAUAUUGUCAUGUUGGUUCUUGUCCACCCUGUAAAUUGUCAAUUUCUUUAAAAUGCCGUUGUGGACAUACUUCUAAGACACUAACGUGUGAUGAAUUCUCUAAACUAACCGAAACACAAGAUGGUAUAUCAGAACUCAUAUGCGAACGGAUGUGUAAAAGGAGACUAACUUGUGGUCGGCAUAAAUGUAAAGCUAAGUGUUGCAAUGAUACUGUGCAUUCAUGUUCCGAAGUUUGUGGUCAUCGACUGUCUUGUCAAAUACACUAUUGUGAAGAUCAGUGUCAUUCAGGUCCAUGUAAUUCUUGUUGGCGGGGUGUAAUUUAUUCAGAAUUAGUAUGUCGUUGUGGUUAUACAGUACUACAUCCUCCACAACCAUGCGGAACUACUGCACCUGAAUGUAAUCAACCUUGUAAUCGUACGCAUAACUGUGAUCAUCCAGUUAGACACACAUGCCAUAAUGAGCCUACCUGUCCACCUUGUACCAUUUUAGUGACCAAAGAUUGUCCAGGAGGACAUGGAAUAAAAUUCAAUGUCCCAUGUUUUCAAGAUAUUCAAAGCUGUGGCCGAACUUGCAACAAACCGCUUCCAGGUUGUUCACAUAGUUGUCAACGUAAGUGUCAUGCUGGCCCUUGUCUUGAUUCGGCAGACAGUAAAGCUUUAUGCACACAAUUAUGUCAGAAACCACGUCCUGGUUGUGGUCAUCCCUGUGGUCUACCUUGUCAUGAAGUCGAUAAACGAUCUUGCAUGGAAGCUGCCAAUAACUGUAGUUCAAAAACUCAAUUACUUUGUUCUGCAUUAGUAGAUGUUGUUUGCCCAUGUGGAAAGCGCAAAGAAAGUCAGUACUGUCAUCAGGUUUACACAAAACAGUUCUUGCUUUUUGAGCAUGAACUAAGUGUAUCAGAGAAAUCAACAAUAAUUCGUCCGCUCCAUGCUAAUGAUAAUACAAUGAAAUCUAUUCCCCUGUUGGCUUGCAAUGAUCAAUGCAUUGAUCAUCCAAAAUCAGAUGUCAGUGAUCGUUAUGCUGAUACAAGUACAUGGAAAAGGGGAUUUGUGAAUAACUGUGAUAUUGCACCAUCUUACUCAGAACAAGAUGCUCCAUUUGAUCCUCCAGACUACCCUCAACAUUUAAAAGAAUUUGCAUUACGCAAUCUCGUAUUCGUUGAAAAUAUUGAAAAGCAAUUAAAAAACAUGGUUCUUGAAUUCUUGAAAUCAAAUGUUGAAGAAGUUACUUCGAAGAAUCGCACAGGUCACCCUCGAGUGGUUAACCAUUACUUCCCACCAAUGAAUAAGAAAAAACGCCGGUUUAUUUGUGAUAUUGUUGAAUUUUAUGGAAUGGAGGCAUCUGUAUGUGGUAUAGAUCCUAAUCGUCAUGUUAUGGUGAUCGCUAGGCGUGGUUAUUCUAAGUUACCUGGUGGAGCGAUAGAUAAUCGAGGCAGUUUGAUUAAUACACUUAAACGAGAAUUCGCGGGAACUAUUAAAUUCCCCGAUGAACAAAAGAAGUCGGAUAAAAAUGCUACACGCGAAUGUCAUAUAUUGCCUAAUUCAAACAUAUCAACUAUAUCUUAUGCUCAGAUUCUGAGUGGUAAGCACUCAGAAUGA